Messenger RNA from Closterium sp. Naga37s-1, 774 nucleotides. The record is from the annotation of a GenBank genome assembly. Lineage: Eukaryota; Viridiplantae; Streptophyta; Zygnematophyceae; Desmidiales; Closteriaceae.
AUGGCCAUCCGCGUGCGAAAUGCGGUUUUCACGAGCAGCGGUAUCGCCGCGCUGCUGGUGGCGUGCCUGCUGAGCGCAGGCGGGGGGGACUUCGCCACGGCGCAACCUGACUGGGCCUCGCGAUUGGUGCGCAGUUCUGCGUCGAAAGAAACAAUCGCGCCGCAACCAGACUCGCUGAUGGGGGGAGGUUCUGCGUCAAAAGAAACACUCGCGCCGCAAACUCUCCCUGCGCAGCUGGUGCGGCGGCGGCCAGACUGGGAGGCGCAGAUGGCGUCAAUCAUCCAGCAGGUGGCGAAUCAGACGUUCCUCUCCUCCUUUGGCCAGAUCUUCACCAGCUACUUCGAGUCGGAGCAGCUGUUCAUCGAUCUGGAUGCAACCAUCCUCAUCCCCACCAACGUCGGCUACUGGCGCUACGAAACCCAGUGGGACACCCUCACCCGCAAGCAGAAGCGCCGGCUACUCCGUUACCACAUUCUCAAGGGCCGUUACACCACGCAGCAGCUCCUGGACGCCACUCCUCUCACGCUCUUCCCGACGUUCAACCAGAACCUGCCAGUAAACAAGACUCUUAAGCCGAACGAAGUGUACUUCCAGUCGGUUCCGCCGACGAGGUUCGUGUCGCCGCUGAGCGUGCCAAAUGCUGGGCUGACGGAUGGUCCUCCAGCCGCCCAACCUCAACUAAACCUUGUCUUCGUGCAGCAAGAGGCGCUAUCCACUUCAGUAGCAUGUCAAAACAGCUCCAAGCCUCUGAUUUUUAGUAUAGAGGGGGCAUAA